Messenger RNA from Musa acuminata subsp. malaccensis (wild Malaysian banana), 1216 nucleotides. The record is from RefSeq and is a predicted model, not a curated record. NCBI's taxonomy places the organism in Eukaryota, Viridiplantae, Streptophyta, Magnoliopsida, Zingiberales, Musaceae.
GAAAGAAGCACAUCUUCCACAACAUCUGUUGACUAAUUUGAGGAGGACUUUCUCUGGUUGGAUCCAACUCAGCUCAGCAUGUCAUUUCACUGCCUCAACAUGGAGGCGUAGCUCAAGAACUGGUGCAGCUACAAUUACUGGUGGUUUCUUAGAUCUCAUUGACGACAAUAAUAUACCUGCAAGACCUCAACCGGGGGGCAAGCAAUUCUUUCCUGAUACUUCAGCUAGCAGUGCUGGAGCAGACACCUCCAGCACUCUCGAACCAAGGCAGUCUCUUCCUGUUCAGGCAAUGGAGAUGUCAAAUGCUUCCGACCCAGAUCGAAUUCCCUCCUCCGUCUUUACAAGGACUAAAUCAACAACACAAAAAGAUUGGAGUGUGGCCUCCAAUGAGUCUUUAUUUAGCAUCCAUGUAGGAAAUUCUAGCUUGUCCAGGGACCAUGUCCUUGGCCCAGUGGAACACCUGCCGAUGUCCACUGAUUCAGGCCUGAACCGGGCCGGAAUCGAUGCAGAGCAGGUUUCGUUGGAGCUGACUGCUGCAGCGGCAGCAAAUGCUGAGGCCAUGAAGGAUGUCUUGCCGGAACAUGCAGAGGAACAUGCUAAAAAAGAGCAGCAUUCAGCUGAGGAGGGUUCAACAUUGCCCACUAACUCAUUAUACCGCUCGGAUGAAUCAUUUGCCUUCCCGAUAUUGACAGGUGAAAGAAGUGGUGGCUCAUUAAAGGCGGAACCUGGACAAUCGCCGCAGGUAGAUAAGGGAGAGCAGCUUCCACUGCAGACUGGGACCCCAAAAGCAGCUCCUGCUGCAGGAGAGAAAAGAUGGUUCUCAUGCUUUUCUUGUGGCUCAUGCUGUUGAGAAGGGUUUCUGCUCAACGCACAAGAAGAGAUUUUUCAGCCUUCCUAACCGAGUGGAGAUCAAGUGUAGAAAAAGCAUAAGGUAAUCAUCAGUUCCUCAUGUGAAUAACUUUUAUAGAGUGAGUUGGGAAGUAGCCUCACAAUUCAUAAAAAUUGGAAGAAAGUUCACAUGAAAAUUGUCGGAAGGAGGCCUUGAUCUGUUGCAGUUUGUACCAUCCUACAUCUAAUCUUUUUAAUGAUCGAUGUUAAUGUUAGGAUCUGCACUUCAACUUGUUUCUGUAUCCAUUGCCUUUUAUUUAUGUAAAAUAAACGAUCUAGUGCUUAAGGUUCCUUCUAAUAUGGAGUUUAGUAUAAGGUUCCUUCAAUA